AAAGGAAUAUCAUUUUGAUAUCAUUUUACCAACUGGCAUAGUUCCAGCAAUGGCAGAUGCGGAGUUGCAAACCUUUACAUCCAUAAUGGACGCUCUCGUGCGCAUCAGCUCCAAUAUGAAGAGCAUUGAGAGAGAGCUGCGCUGUCCAGUGUGUGAGGAGAUGGUGAAGCAGCCGAUAGUGUUGCCUUGUAUGCACAGUGUGUGUGUGCUGUGUGCCGCAGAAGUCUUGGUUCAGAGAGGAUACCCUCCACCCGAACUCCCCCCAGAGCCCAACACUCCCACCUCAAGCCCCAUCACACGCUCUCCCCGACAAACACGCCGGCCUCCGCCCAAAACAGACCGUCUAGACCGGGUGAUCAGAACAGUGUGUGGGACACAUCCAGGACGCAGGCGUAAAGACACCCCUCCUGUGAUCAUGCUGUUCCCCUGUCCCACUUGCGGAAAAGAUGUGGAGCUAGGAGAGAGAGGGCUUACUGACUGUUUGAGAAACCUCACGCUGGAGCGUAUAGUGGAGAGGUACAGGCACACGGUGAGUCUCGGCAGCAUGGCAAUCAUGUGCCAGUUCUGCAAACCUCCUCAGGCUCUGGAGGCCACCAAAGGCUGCGCUGAUUGCAGGUCCAACUUCUGUAACGAGUGCUUCAAGCUGUACCACCCUUGGGGCACACCACGAGCCCAACACGAACACAUCAUGCCCACACACAGCUUCAGACCCAAGGUAUUAGUAUGUGUGGAGCAUGAGCAGGAGAGGUUGCAAUUUUACUGCAGGUCAUGUCAGAAUUUGUUAUGCCCGCUUUGUAAACUCCGUCGAGCCCACAGUGGACACAAGAUCAUGCCUAUUGCGCUGGCUUACCAAACACUAAAGGAGAAGAUCACCAAGGAGAUGAACUAUGUCUUCGCCAAUCAGGAUUCUGUACAGGCCCAGAUCACCCAAGUAGAGAGUGGCAUCGCUCAGACUGAGGUGAACAGCGCAGUGGCCAAGGAGCAGUCCAAUCAGUGCGUGAGUGAAUUGCACAGUGUGCUGGUGGAGCGUCAGGGGGUCUUAGCCAUGCUGCUGGAGGGAGCUCGUGCACAGCGGGCAGGGGCUCUGAAUGCACAGCUCUCUGAAAAACAGAGUCUUUUGGAGAACGCAGGGCUGCUCACAUACACUCAAGAGCUGCUUAAGGAAACUGACCAGUCAUGCUUUGUGCAGGCUGCCAGAGUCACGCACAACAGACUGGUUAAAGCAAUAGAAAAUCUACACCAUUUCUCUCUAUCUGCUGAUCCCUCGUUCCGACACUUUCAGAUGGACGUCUCCAGAGAACUCAAGGCGCUUAGCAGCAUGGACUUUAUACAAGCCCCAUUGGCUCCUGUGAUUGACACUCAAAAGACCUUGGCGUAUGACCAGCUCUAUUUGUGCUGGCGCCUCCCACAAGACUCUGCCCCUGCCUGGCACUACUCAGUGGAGUAUCUGAGAAAAGUGGGCGGUGCUGGAGCAUUAUGGGGCAGAGUCUUGUCUGAAGGAAGCUCAGGAAGUAAUGGCACACACUGUUCAUGGCAGCGUCUGGAUGAUGUGGGCGGGACCAGUGCAGUGAUUGAUAAGCUAGAGAUGGACAGUGUGUAUAUCCUGAGAGUUCGAGGCUGUAAUAAGGCAGGGUUUGGAGAGUACAGUGAGGAGGUGUAUCUACACACACCUCCUGCACCAGUGUUGUCCUUCUGCCUGGAUUCACGCUGGGGUCUACAUGCUGAGCGGGUGGCGCUGGGGAAAGGGCAGACAUAUGCCCGGAGUGUUCCUGGGAUGACCCUGUUGCAGGCUGCUGAUCGGGCUCUUACCUCAUGUGACCUCACCUCUGACCUCCUGGUGGCUGAUGUUUCCAUCACACAGGGACGACACUACUGGGCAUGCACAGUGGAGCCUGGGUCCUACCUGGUUAAGGUGGGAGUGGGUGUUGAAGCAAAACUGCAGGAGUGGUUCCAUCUUCCACAAGACAUGGCAAGUCCACGGUACGAUCCAGAUAGCGGUCAUGACAGUGUCGCAGAGGAUGCUCAGGACUGUCCUCCAUUCUGUUUCCUUACAAUGGGCAUGGGCAAGAUCUUACUGCCCAAGUGUAGGGCGUCUAACACUUCUGCUGGCCCCCUCACUGCCCCUUUACCACCUCGCCUCGGACUGUGUCUGGACUUUGAGAAAGGACGGCUGACUUUUUACGAUGCACACUCCUUGCGAGUGCUGUGGGAGGGGACUGUAGAUUGCUCCGCCCCUGUUUGCCCAGCGUUCUGUUUUAUUGGUGGAGGGGCACUACAGCUGCAAGAGCUAAUAGCCAAUCGCAGUACAGAGCAGAACCCACCUAGAAGAGUGACCAUCCAAACACGUGCCACCGACGCAGAUCACUAAACCGUCUGAUCGCUUUGAACCUAGUCAAAUCAGCACCUUUAAGCAAAUCUUCUUUUAUCAUUUUCUAUAGACUUUGUUUACCUGCUUCUUUCGUAGCUAAUUGAUUGAUUGUAUUUUAUAUUAAGAUUUGUUUAAUUUCAGAUAGACCUUAAAAAGCGGUCAUGGAUGCUAACAACAUGUAGCAUGCUAACAACAUCACUAUUAAAUAAUGAGCAAAAGUGUGUUUUUAUGGCCACAAAAUCAAAGAUUCCAAUUGUGUAUGAUUCAGGUUCACUCAUAACACACUCAUUUUGUAAAAUCAAAUGUUUCCUCGCUAUUUUCAAACUUAAUUUCCGGCAUUGUAGGCAUGUAUACUGCUCACUAUGGGUGUGCUAAUAGUAAACACCUUGAUUUAUUCAUUAACAUUAUAUUGUGCUCUUUACAGGAAUGUUGCAAUUGCCUUGAAAUGUGAUUGCAUUGCUAUUCAAAUCCACUGGAGACAGUUUAUGACUGUUGUUGGUCAGACAUUUUGUAUUGGCAUCAGUACACAUCCUGUGCAUUGAGACCUCGUCUGUUUGGUUUGUUUAGGCCAAAACAGGGCUGACGGAAGCCUUUAGCAAGCAAAACUAAAAGAACAACCGUGUAAUGAAAAGAACCUGCUUUUGUGAGAUCUCUAAAGGUGCCGACUUUGAAUGCCCUUAAUAAUAAUCUCCAAAACAAAACUGCUGAUACACCUCAUACUACUUUUAGCCUUUUUUCAUAAUCAUGACUGAUAUGGUCAUGUGUUAUUUUUAUUUUUUUUAAUUUUUUUGUGGAUUGGGUACGGUGAGAACAAAUUAAUGGGUGAAGUUUAAAGGGGGG
Molecule: messenger RNA, 3208 nt
Organism: Carassius auratus (goldfish)
Lineage: Eukaryota; Metazoa; Chordata; Actinopteri; Cypriniformes; Cyprinidae
Product: tripartite motif-containing protein 46-like
Exons: 12
Coding region: 50-2368 (772 amino acids)
Biological process (GO): microtubule bundle formation; neuron migration; axonogenesis
Cellular component (GO): main axon
Molecular function (GO): protein binding; zinc ion binding
Source: RefSeq, a predicted model, not a curated record